This is a messenger RNA of Saccoglossus kowalevskii, 2391 nucleotides long. RefSeq lists its product as uncharacterized. Gene Ontology annotation, cellular component: nucleus. Gene Ontology annotation, molecular function: RNA polymerase II transcription regulatory region sequence-specific DNA binding; DNA-binding transcription factor activity, RNA polymerase II-specific. Lineage: Eukaryota; Metazoa; Hemichordata; Enteropneusta; Harrimaniidae. Gene Ontology annotation, biological process: regulation of transcription by RNA polymerase II. The record is from RefSeq and is a predicted model, not a curated record.
AUGGCAACUAACAAUCAAGAGCACCAGUCGAUCACAUCUCUUACUUGCAAGUUGUGUAACAAUGAAUUUGGCACAAAAUAUGAGCUGAAUAAACACAUGGCGGGACAUAUUGUGCGAUGGCAGAUCUCGCGUUUAGGUACAACACAGGACAAAAGUUACUCUAUGGAUUACACGCAACCUGAUGAAAGCAAAAGCACUCAAUCUGAUAAAAGAAAAAUCAUACGAGCUGAUGAACACAAUGACACACAACCUGUUGGAUUAGAUAGUGCAGAGUACAAACAACCUUUAAAUGAAAGCCAAAAGGAAGUUCUUCCACAAUGCGAAGUAUGUCAGAGAUUUUUCAAAACUAAACAUGCGUUGAAUAUUCACAUGCACACUGCCCACAAAUAUAAAUCCAAUAUGGUUACUAAUAACAAGGACAUUUCAGUACUAAAUACAAGUGGAACCAACCUACCACCUGAAGAGCCUGUCAUUAAAAAGAUGGUGGUUAAAAAGACUGAAGGAAGUGAACAAAAAUGCCAGGCACAAUUUGAGAAUUGCUGGCUUAGCUAUGAAUGUAAAAUUUGUGAGUCUACGUUCCCAUCAAAGGAAUACUUUGAUUUUCAUAUGCUAAAGCACACUGGGGGUUUGUCGCGUUGUAGCCAGUGUGUACGUGUAUUUACGUCCAAGGACGCCCUUGACCAUCACAUCACUUCAAGCCACCGAGUACAUUUUUUCCGAUGCUUAAAAUGCAACGAACUAACCUUGAUAUGUAGUAUGUUGCAGCAUAUCAAUCAACAUAGAGUGGAAUUGUGCACAGGGAAACAGCAACCUGUUGUUGCCGAGUGUGCCGGAAUGCAGCAACCUGUCAUCGGAGUGUGUCCUGAGACGCAGAAACCUGUCAUUAACACAAGGUGUGCAUCUUUUCAUGAUGUCUGCACGCUUUGUGAUGUGCAGUUCUACUCUCAAAGCAGGGCAGAAGAGCAUUUCAUGAUCUACCACAAUCCAAAGAAGGAACCAUUUCCAAAGUGUCGCAUUUGUAAUAAGAUGUUUUACGAUGUUGUUAGUCUGAAUUAUCACUUGACUUCAGGCAUGGGACUUAACUGUAAACAUUGUAGUCGGUAUUUUUGCUCUGAUAUUGGUUUUAAGGCACAUUUGAUGUCCUGUCCAAAAGCACAGGUUAACUGCAUUGAGUUCGGUGACGGAAAGCUAUCGGUAGAUACUACUCUCCAGGGUAUGAAAGCAGAUACUACUUCCCAUGUUAAAAAAAGCAAUAAAAAGCAUGGAAAAUUUAAUAGUUCAAUUCGCAAAUGUAGUCUUUGUAAGUGCAAGUUUAAAUCUAGUAUAGCACUGAAGUAUCAUGCCCUAUCAUGUAAAUCUGUGAUAGACACCAAAUGUCAGUACUGUAACCGUCAUUUAAAGUCUAACGUAGCACUUACACAUCAUAUAAAAUUGUGUAAAAUUAGAAUAGGCACAGUUGAAUGUAAGCACUGCAGAUGUCUCUUCAAACCAAGUCAAAUCAUGCGUCAACAUGUGAACAAUUGUAAACGAAAGGUUGCUUUGUCCAGUUACAUCAAGAGAUGCAAAACAAGGAACAGAUGUAAAUCUUGCAAUAAUGGAUUUAUGUCUGGUUUUCUGUUAAAAAGUCAUGUGAUAUCAUGCAAUGCAACUAUGAUCGCUCAAUCUGUGAAACGUGCAAGUCAUAAACGCAAACGUGCAAGCAAGAAAUCUGAUCCUGCGUGCACCAAUAAGCGGCCAGUUGUGGCUGUAUACAUAUGUGUGAACUGUCAAUGUAGUUUCACAUCAAAAUUUCUUCUGGAUUCACAUGUAGAAUCCUGUAGUGUUGCUUACCGUUGUGAAUGUCGAUACAAACUUGAAUCGGUAAACAGCUUACAAGAACAUAUGAAAUGUCACGUGGAUAUAGAGUUUGCAGAUUUUGAAAUUUAUAAAUGUAGGUUUUGUUUUGAAUCAUUCUCAACAACUGUGGCUGUCCGUGAUCAUUUAGUUAGAAAACAUAGUGUGAAAAUGCCCAUUUCUAUUAAGGGUAGCAGCUGGAGACCUGAAAGCAAGCAUAUAGUUGAACAGAACCCUGACAUGCCUUUGCAGAAACGCAGUGUCGCUCAGAUGCAGAAGCCAUGUCUGCAUAUGUGUGGUAAAUGUGGAGAUACUUUCAGUGAAAAGGUCUACCUUGAAAUCCACAUGGAUGCACAUAAAACGGAAUACUACUGGAUUCCUGAAUUCACUGGACUGUAUGCUGAUGUCUACAGAGAACGUUUUGAAUCUCAUAAAUGGAAGAUUCAAAACAGAACAGAAGAUAUAAUCAAUGUGGAUCCAUAUAAGAAUUUGAAAAUAAUUUGUGAUGAUAAUAACACAAGUUCUGCAGUUGGAAUUUUCAGAUUGAAAUUUGUUUAG